Molecule: messenger RNA, 1401 nt
Organism: Soboliphyme baturini
Lineage: Eukaryota; Metazoa; Nematoda; Enoplea; Dioctophymatida; Soboliphymatidae
Source: the annotation of a GenBank genome assembly
CGAUGUUGUCCAGAAGCAGCCGUUAAAGAAUGUUAUAUGCGUAUAGUCGACAGUUUGCGCGGUAGAAACCCGAAACUCAUUAGCGACAUGAAUUUGUUCGUACGAGAACUGCACCGGAUCACCCUGCUGCGCGAAGAGAUAUGGCUUGCGGCACUCAGCAACAUGCAGAAUGAAGUCACCAAGCGGUUUAAGCUGCUAGAAGAAAGCAUACGAUCUACUGAACAGAACGAGUCGUUGACCACCGAUGAAAAAGCUCACAUUAUUAGCGAGAAAAGGGAGAUCUUGCUGAUCACUUUACUGCAGCGCAAUAACAGAAAAAACAACUGGAUUCUUCGCAUGAAGCAGAUUAGUCCGCUACUGGCCGAGCUGCGAAACACAGAUAUCCCCAUUCCGGGCAUCGGUGGCAGCGACACUCCAGUCACCAUAUAUGGCAUUGAUGAGGGCACGACGAUUCUGCCGACGAAGACCAGACCGAAGAAGCUAAGUUUCAUCGGCAAUGAUGGCAAAAAGUACUUUUAUCUGUUGAAAGGUUUGGAAGACUUGCAUCUGGACGAAAGAAUCAUGCAGUUUCUGAACACGUGCAACAUUCUUUUUGAAAAACAGCUUAAGUCUGGACGGCAGAUGCAGUACUUCGCUCGCAGUUACUCCGUUACACCAUUAGGACAUAGGUCGGGUCUCAUUCAGUGGGUGGAAAAUUCGGUGCCUAUGUUCAGCCUGUACAAGAAGUGGCAACUGCGAGAGAACAUCAAAGACCUGGAAAACCGUAGCAAAUGGCCUCCUCUAGUUUUGAAAGAAGUUUUGCUUGAACUGAUGAACGAGACUCCAAAGAAUUUAUUGGCUAAGGAAUUGUGGUGCACGAGCCUCAACUGCGAUGAAUGGUGGUCAGCCACCCAGCGAUUCUCGAAGUCUACGGCCGUUAUUUCUGUAAUCGGUUAUCUGAUUGGCCUUGGUGACCGUCAUCUGGACAACGUUCUCGUUGAUUUGCGAACCGGCGAAGUGGUUCAUAUCGACUAUAACGUAUGCUUCGAAAAGGGAAAACACCUUCGUGUUCCAGAGACCGUUCCUUUUCGAAUGACACAAAACAUCGAAAGUGCACUCGGAGUCACAGGCAUUGAGGGCGAGUUCCGUUUAUCCUGCGAAAAGGUUAUGGAAAUUCUCAGGAAAGGUCAGGAAGCAUUGCUAACUUUAUUGGAAACGUUUGUUUAUGAUCCGUUGGUUGACUGGACAACCACACACGAAACAGCGGUUACUAAUCUAAUUGGUUACGGAGUACUAUUUUUGCUGUACGAUGAUUCGAGGUUAGUCUUGGUAAAUUUGAAGAUUUCGAUGACCGCGUCGGACACUGUCUCGAAUGUUCGCAAUCCUGCGCUAGCGCGUGAGCUUCGGCAGCAGCUAACCUGA